CACUUGAAUGCAGCAUACGUCAUGUGGUAAAGGGACACUUUUCCACACAACUCAGGAUAGAUCUUCAUUGACAAUUUUAACCAUCUGGCAGUUUAUUGGUUAAUUAUCCAAAGUUAGCUGAAAAGUAAUAGCAAGUUGAACUUUAAGAAUAUACUCAGUGUGUGACCCACAGCAGCAGCGAGGGGGAGCCCACCAGCAGUCCUUGAACCGAACAUCUGUGAUCGAAGAGAGCAGAGCUUCUCCGUGACAACAACAAAAAUCUUCACAUUUCUUAUUACAUUUUUAUGGAGGCUAUUCUGAACAGCAAACCAGAGGACUUGGAGGAUUACUACGGGUUAUUAGGAUGCGAUGAAUUGUCUUCGACUGAACAGAUUCUCAAUGAGUACAAGAUCCGAGCCUUGGCAUGUCACCCAGACAAACACCUAGACAGUCCAACAGCAGUGGCUGAUUUUCAAAAGCUCCAGGAAGCCAAAGAGGUUUUAUGCAAUGAAGCCAAAAGAAAAAACUAUGACCUUUGGAGAAGAAGUGGAGUUGCUAUUCCAUUUCAUGACUGGCAGGCCCUGAAUGACUCUGUGAAAACUUCAAUGCACUGGGCUGUGAGAGGUAAGAAGGAACCAAUGUUGGAGGCCUCAAAUGCAGAAAUCCCUGUCGCUUCCCAAGCAGAGGACCUUCAGACUGAGCCAGAAGAACAGAGGAUCCCUCCUUAUGAAGCCAGGUCAUCCGCAAGUGAUUACUGCCAUCGGCGUUUCCGUUGGGCCACUGACUCCCCAUCUAGUCUGCUGCAGAAGUUUAGAAACUAUGAAAUAUAAAUGAACCAACUGUGUCUUUCGGUUAAAAUGUUUGUGUUUUGUCUCUUGUUGUCCUAAUUCAGUUAGGAACCUGCUAACUGUGAAUUGUUGUGAAUAUGGUCCAUUGUAACUCAAUAAACAUAUUAUAAACUGGAUAUUGUGAGCUUUAAAUGUAUCUCGUGAAAAUACUUUGUCAAAGACAUAUAAGCACAUGAGAGUAUGUGAAUCAUGUUUUAUGUUAAACGUUUGCUCCUUUGUUAAUUAUGUUCGCUAUCAUACAAUGGACUUGAUCAUAAAUGGUAUUGGUGUACAAUUAAUGCUGUGUGUUUCAUUGUGCUGCUGUCGAACUCAUUAUGUUGGAAACAUUAAGGUAAAGCAGUAUAUUA
Trematomus bernacchii (emerald rockcod) is the source of this 1174-nucleotide messenger RNA. RefSeq names its product DnaJ (Hsp40) homolog, subfamily C, member 12 (gene dnajc12). NCBI's taxonomy places the organism in Eukaryota, Metazoa, Chordata, Actinopteri, Perciformes, Nototheniidae. Gene Ontology annotation, cellular component: cytoplasm. The record is from RefSeq and is a predicted model, not a curated record. The coding region runs from base 285 to 809 and encodes 174 amino acids. The transcript is spliced from 5 exons.